AUGACUAUCACAUUGGACGAUGUCACCACUAUCUUAGGGCUUCCCAUUGUAGGCAAAUCUAUUAGUGUGCGUAAGUUGUCAAAAAGGCGGGCCAUUGCAUUAGUAGUUAAUACUUUGGAAAUUGAUGAGCAUGACGUUAGACAUGAGAUGUGUAGUGCUGGAGGCAAUUCAAUGAGGCUUGAGUGGUUGAGGGCACACUUUCAUAAUGUCAUAGAAAAUAAUUCAAUGGAAAGAAUUGCAUGGGCAGGUAGAGCAUACUUACUAUUUUUGUUAGGUUGUACACUUUUCAGUGACAAGACUUGUACUAGGGUCCCCAUUGUUUAUUUGAGUUUGUUAUCCGAUUUGACGACUGUAUCUUCAUAUGCUUGGGGUGCUGCUGCAUUGGCAUACUUAUAUAGACAAAUGGGGUACGCUAGCAGGUUCAGCGUGAAACAAUUAGCUGGUUACAUGACACUCCUUGAGGGAUGGAUUUAUGAGCACUUUCGUGGAUUCCGACCACACUUGAAUGUGAAUUACACUCGAGACAUACCACAUGUUCACUGUUGGACUUCUCGGAGAGAGUCUGGUGAAGAAACACAGUUGCAAGCUUUUCGAGAGGAGCUUGAUAGGUUGGGUGUACAUGAUGUUAUUUGGGACCCGUACCAGAAUUGCAGUGAUGUCCAUCCGUGUCACCCAGUUACGUUCUACCACGGUUGCCUAAAGUGUUUGGAACGUAUGUCACAGAUAUAUCAGAUUACUCAUCAUUUCGGUAAGGCUGGCUAUGAGGACAGUGUUCAACAUCCUGAUAGGCUUUACUACGCAAUUGAUGCAAUCGAACAACUUCUUCAAGAUCAGCACAUUAUUGAAGCUGCGCCCAGCACAUCCACUCAGGGUCGGUCUGCACCCAGCUCUUCCACUGCACAUCGUUUUGGAGCACAUUACACUCGCCGGUCACGUAGUUAA
Molecule: messenger RNA, 942 nt
Organism: Camellia sinensis
Lineage: Eukaryota; Viridiplantae; Streptophyta; Magnoliopsida; Ericales; Theaceae
Source: RefSeq, a predicted model, not a curated record